UGGUCUAUCCCUCCUCUUCUAAUCUGAUCGGCGUUUGGCGGAUAGAUUUGUUCACUUCGUUGGGUAUUUUGAGCAGCAUCGGUGUAGGCCUUUUUCGAGCGCCUAGGGUUUUCUUUUUCUAUGCACCCAUUUCGUCUCCUUGCCGCGUUAUUACGUUUUAGUGUUGAUUUUGGGGCCAUAGUUACUGUUGUUUUUGCGAAACAAUUGAAGUUGAUUACUGUACAUCAGUUACAAUGGGGGAUGCGAAUUCUCUUCCUCCUUCCAAAAAGAGAGUUGCUGGGCGGGAAAUUUCCCGUGACGAUCCAGAUCUUGAUGCUGAUGAAGAUGUUGCAGAGCAGGAAAUGGGGACCUUUAAGAGAGCAAGUGAUGAAGUGCUAGCAACUAGAAAGAUUGUUAAGGUUCGACGAAACCAGGCUUCAUCAGCCUCUGCUUCCAACCCAUUUGCUAGUGUGCGCUUGGUUCCUGAGUCUGCUGAUUCUUCUUCAAAGUCAUCUGACUUGUCAACUGCUUCAAAUCCUGCCAAUGAGGAAGCACAUCCUAAAGAGGCUGAUAAUGGUACUCCCAAAGCAGAGGUGGCUGGUAAUGAUACUCCCAAAGCAGAUGAAAUUGAUGAGAAUAAGGCAGUCUCGCAAACCCCUGCAGACUUGGUUGCUACCCAUGAAGAAGUGGAAGAAGAAAAUGAAAGAACUUUAGGAAUUUCAACAAAAGAAUCCAAGGAACUUGAUGAUAUCAUUGAAGAAUCGAAAACUGGAACCAAUUUAUCACCAGCCAAAGAAAUUUGUGAUGAGACAAAGUUUGAUUCUGGUGCAGAAGUGGUUGAGCCUAGUCCAACCGAUAAAGUGGAGGAAGCAGCCGGGCAAGGACCAACAGAGAUUGAAGAAGGGGAAGCCAGCGGUGGUGGAGAUGCUGCAGGAUCGCCUGCCCCCCUCAAUUCAUUUCAACAACUGUCUAGCAGCCAGAAUGCAUUUACUGGACUUGCUGGAACUGGCUUUUCCAAUUCAUCUUUUUCAUUUGGGACGUUGCCAAAGGACGGUUCUUUCAGUUUUGGGACCUCUAUCUUUGAUUUGAAGGGCAGCAGCGCAUCCCCACCAUUGUUUGGUACUGGAACCUCCACCAAUGGAGGCUCAUUACUUAAGGGUUUUGGUACGCUUGCUGGAGAUUCUAAUAAAUCCGGUGGAAGUGGAACUGCUUUGCCUACCAUGCAGGAGGUGCCUGUUGAAACUGGUGAAGAAAAUGAGAAGGCAGUUUUUGUGGCCGAUGCCUCACUGUUCGAAUUUCUGGACGGGGGCUGGAAGGAAAGAGGUAAAGGUGAACUGAAGUUGAAUGUCCCUAGGGAAGGUGCGGGGAAGCCUAGAUUGGUGAUGAGGACCAAGGGGAACUACAGGCUGAUUCUGAAUGCUAGUCUUUAUCCAGAUAUGAAGAUGACAAAUAUGGAUAAAAAAGGAAUCACAUUUGCAUGUAUUAAUAGUGCUGGUGAAGGAAAAAGUAACCUAACUACAUUUGCAUUGAAGUUCAAGGAAGCUUCUAUUGUUGAUACAUUUCGACGAUCUGUUACGGACCACAAAGGUGAGAAGUCUGCAGUUUUGAAGACGCCUGAGAAUUCUCCAAAGGCUUCAGAUGAGUAAUCUACAUAAAUUUUGCCCAGUAAAAGUUAAUCCUAUAUGUAUGUUAUUUAGAGGAAGUCUCUCCAUGAACUUGUCGUUUGGUUUGUUCGUUUCUUGGUUGUAGUUAAAGGGAUCCUGCUGCCUAUCCGGACUUUUGAAUAUGGAGUCCUCCGCAAUCGGUAGUUCUUCAUUCUAGAUCGAGGAAAAGUUGUAUGGUCAUUUGAGAUGCAUUACUUUUCUUCCCGGAUACCUGUGAACUGAGCGAGUUCUCAUAAAAUCAUAAGAAAUCCAUUGCAAGAGGUAUUUGAUGCUC
Messenger RNA from Nymphaea colorata (pocket water lily), 1917 nucleotides. RefSeq names its product nuclear pore complex protein NUP50A-like. The transcript has 2 exons. Gene Ontology annotation, cellular component: nuclear pore; cytoplasm. The coding region runs from base 234 to 1625 and encodes 463 amino acids. Gene Ontology annotation, biological process: intracellular transport. NCBI's taxonomy places the organism in Eukaryota, Viridiplantae, Streptophyta, Magnoliopsida, Nymphaeales, Nymphaeaceae. The record is from RefSeq and is a predicted model, not a curated record. Gene Ontology annotation, molecular function: GTPase activator activity.